AAGACAAAGUUGAAACAAUUAUCAUUCAACAAGAGAGUGAGAACGAUGGUUUACCAACAUCACAUGGUCCACAUGUUCCAGAAACUUCGGGGGGUUUUGGUAAAGUGUCUAUUUCUGAAUUCUAAUUUCACAAUCAGUAAUGAAUUAAACCAGCCCAACAUUAAGCCAUGCAAAAUACAAUUUUUUAUUAAUAAUUGAUUGUUAGAAAUUGAUUGUUUUCACAGACUUUGAAUAUUUGCAUUUACACUGAUUAUGGCCAAAUGCCUGGUUGGCUUAUUAUAUUGGUCAAGAUCAAUUCUUAGAUUUUAAUUUAUAUUCCAUGAACAGACAUGUAUAAUUAAAGCCUUGCAUCACUUUUUAUUUAUUUAGCCCUAACAUCUCAAACUGACAGUGUUUAAUGAUUGACAGUUUCAUACAGUGGCGCAAUUAUAUUGUCUACAAUUAUAGAGUUAAAAUUUGGUGAUAACACAGAACUUGAAACACUAGACACACCUCUUUUGUUAAUUUUAGUGGCACUGGCAUAUUAUAUUAACAAUUGAGUGGUAAUUUAUGCAUUCAGGCAUCAUAUUUGUGUCCUAACUAAAUCAUGCAUGUAUUCUAUGCAAUGUAAAUAUUUAAUUCACCAAAUAUAUUUGAAUUUUUGUUCUUAAUUGACUGCUUCUAACUUAUCUUUUUGAUUGAUUUUAUUUGUCAAAGCUAGGUUAGCGCUAACCCUGGGAUAAAUGGUCAUAAAUUUUAAUCCAGUGUUUUAGUUUAUUUGUUUCUGAACCCUGGUCAUUUAAAAACUUUAGAGAAUAUGACUUCUAACGGUUCAAGGUUAGCCCUAACCUAUCUACUGGCCCCAGGGCAGUCUAAUUACGCAAUUUAAUAUAAAAGUAACAGCUUCAAGAUUGUUCGUGCAAGGUGGUAAAGAAAUUGCAUCAGCUGAAGGUACCACGCAAGGUGAUCCGUUAGCCAUGCCGUCAUACGCCGUCGCCAUUACUCCACUCCUGCUCAUGAUUAAAUCUGAUGAAGCUAGUGAUGUAAGGCAUGUUGCGUACGCGGAUGACCUUAGUGGGGCAGGUAAGCUAAUGCAACUGCGUGCCUGGUGGGAGAAGAUUGCCGUGCAUGGUCCGAGUCUUGGUUACUACCCGCGAGCUGAUAAAUCCUGGUUGAUUGUGAAGCCACACCUGGAGCAGACUGCCAUUGAGAUCUUCGCUGGAACUAAUGUACAAAUUUCAAGUGAAGGGCAUAAGUACCUUGGAGGAUAUCUUGGAUCGGAUGACGGAAAAGAUAAGUAUAUUAGUUCUUUAGUUAGUAAAUGGUGCCAGCAACUUCACGUUUUGAGUGAAAUUGCCAAAUUCCAACCCCAAGCAGCAUACACGGCGUUUGUCUCAGGUUUUCGGCACAGAUUUACUUACCACAUUCGUGCCGUUCCAGGUAUCAAGACCGCGAUGCAGCUUGUUGACGACACCAUCAACCUGAAGCUCCUUCCUGCACUCCUCGAUAACCGUAGCUUGUCUAUCCAUGAGCGACAAUUGGUUUCGCUUCCAGCUCGUAUGGGAGGUCUUGGUAUUCCGAUCUUUAACGACAUCUGUCAUGAAGAGCAUUUGAACUCCACAACCAUCUGUCAUCUUCUCUCAAGUAGAAUCAUCCAUCAGAAUGGUACACCAUGACACCAUCAGCAGAACAUGGAGAUUCCAUCCACGAUCUUCGCCGUGAGAUUGCAAAACAACGUCAAGCUAGGAACUCGUUGCUGCUACAGAACUUGAGAUCGAGCAUGAGUGAAGAGCAGAUUCGAGCAAAUGACCUCGCCCAGUUGAAAGGAUCCUCAGCUUGGCUAACUGCUCUGCCACUUGCUGAAGAGGGCUACAUCUUGACCAAGCGUGAGUUCUUUGAUGCAAUCUACAUGCGUUAUCGAUGGCCUUUGAAACGCCUUCCAUCUUUCUGCGCUUGUGGAAAAUCGUUCACGGUAGAUCAUGCCCUGUCGUGCCUGAAAGGAGGUUUUAUCCAUCGAAGACAUAAUGAGAUCCGUGAUCUACUUGCUGCUGCUAUCGAUGACGUUGCUUACGAUGUUUCAAUUGAACUUGCUCUUGCUCCUUUGACUGGCGAGGUUCUUCCAUCCAGUGCUAACUCAACCGAUGACGCCAGAGUUGACAUUGCUGCGAGAGGUUUCUGGCAGAGAUGUGAAAAGGCAUUUUUUGAUGUAAGGGUGUUUAACCCAUACGCCUCUACACAUCGACGCCAGACGUUGAGCAGCUCGUUUAAAGCCAACGAACGGGAAAAGAAGCGACAUUACAACCAACGGAUUGUUGAGGUCGAGCAUGGCUCCUUCACACCGGUCGUCUUCAGCGCCUUUGGCGGAUGCGGAAGAGAGACCCAACAUUUUCUUUCCUUCCUGGGUGCGAAGCUGGCUGACAAGAAGAAUCAUUCUCCAUCUAUGGUGGUUAGCUGGUUACGACGAAAGAUCGCCUAUGCUUUGCUUAGAGCUCGCGUGGUGUGUGUUCGUGGCAGUCGAAGUUGGAGGACCGCGUCCAUCACAUCAACUAACGACAUUACGUUGUCGGAAUGGAACUCCAACAUUAGCGAGUAGUCUAGUUAAGUUGUUUUUGUAAAUAGUCUGUAGAACUAUUAUACUUAAUUUUAAUGCAUGAUUGAUUAUUGUAAAUUUCCCUAGUACUAAUAAUAUAACAAAGCCAAAUUUAAUAUAAAACAAAAACACGCGCCGGGGACGUGUCACGUGCCUGCCCCAGGGCACAGCCCAGGGGUUUAUCUGUAAAUGGGGAAUCCCCGCCGCGGAUUUUGCUAUGACUUAAUUAUUUCGCAAUUUGUAUUCCAGGAGGGGUUGAAGAAAAUUUGCAAAAAUACAAAUACAACGUUGCAAUCAAAAUGUUGCACGAAAAAUCACUCUACAGCCUAAAUAAUCGUAUUUUAGGAUGAUUUUGUGUUGUGUGUAUACAUUGCUUGUUUCCUGAGUGAUAAGAAACUUCUAAAAUUCUUUAAUAUGACUAAAUACUGGCCUUUCUUGUGUCAAAUUUUUUUAUUGAUGAAAACAUUCUUCUUGCUGUGUAUGAGUGAUCCUGGUGUGUCAGAAACACCUAAAACAAAUUGUAGUAUUGAGGAAUAUGGAAUACAAUCUGAAGAUGGACAACUUAAAUGCAUACCAUGUACUGCCUUACCCACUUGUCAACAUGGCUUGGGCAUUUCAGUAGUUUGUGGGAGCAUUGUUUCCAAGAAAACACACAUACAUUGUGUUCCUUGUGUUCGUGGUAAAACAUUCUCAGCAUCAAGUGAUAACAAACCUUGUCAGAGAUGCCAAAGCUUAGAUUGUCACCCAAAUGAAAAAGUUCUUGGUAAAUGUGAAGUUGAUAAAGAUACUUCAAAAUGUAGUGGAAUCUGUGAAAAAGGAUUUUAUUCAAACACAGGCAGAUUAGAUCACUGUCAGCCAUGUUCAUUAUGUUCAAAUAAUGAUAGUACAGCUGUGGUAAAAAAGUGUAAAGAUGAUGGCAUACCUAAUGGAAAACAAUGUAAAGUUCCUUCACCAGCAAAGCCUUCUGUUCGUACAUCCAAGCUGUUCUCAACAACAAAAACUGAAUGCAAAGACCAAAAAUACGGAUCUCAAGGUUACAAGUCAUAUCAUGCACGGUUUGUUUCCCUGGUUGUCGUCAUUAGUAUUCUUUCGGCUGUUACCUGUAUUCUUGCCAUUCUUUUGUGGAAACAAAAACACAGAAAAAAGACAUACAGCUCUGAAGAGGGCCAAGCGUCCCCUUCAGGUGUGGGAAAUGAGUCUGUUGAAAAUCAAUCUGACCAGGGCGAAGUUGCAUUAGCCUCAUGCAAGGGAAAAUCUUCAUCCGGUUCUACUGGAAGUCAGAAAGUUUACUACACCAAACAAGAUUCCAAUUCCAAUACUGACGAAAUGUUAUUGCCUGCAAGUGAACAGCAGGAUAAGGAUAAGGAUGAUGUUUUUGAUGAGCAGCUGGACACUCAAAAGACUCGUGAACGAAUACGAAAAUUGUCUAGUUCAUCAGGGAACAAAUAUCGCUUCAGUUUCAUGCGUCAGAACUCUAAUCCAAUACCAGAACAUCAAGAAGAAAAAGCAUUUCUUAAACGAAGAAACACCUUCAGUAAUUUUACCAGCUUACUUAAUACUGAUCCAAAGAUAAAAGGAAAUAAAGAGGAGACAGCCUCCCUGUUAUUCUCGGCAGAUGAUAGUGAUGAUGAUAUGCCAACGCCUCCUCCAGAAGCCCCUUCGUCCUUAGGAGAAAGCAACAGGAUUUUUAACUCAAGCCCAAUGCCAGAACAUGUGGGAAAUAGUGAAACUACUUCCACAGACCAGAAUGAUAAUGACAUUCUACCGGAUGUGGUAAUGCUUCCUCCUAGUUCCUCUUCAGCUCCUCACAGACUGUCGGGUGUAAAAGUCAGGGAAAUGAAUGCCGAGAUUUACCUCCAACUUUGUAAUAUGUUAAGUCUGGAAAUACACAACAAAGAUUGGCGGACAUUGGCAGGUCGUAUGAAAUACUCCAACCAACAAGUCAAAGAAUUUGCUAAUCCAGAUAAGUUACUAGAUCAUUGGGGGGUAAAAGAUGGUAAUGACGUUGCCCGUUUGAUAGACCUUGCUAGAGGACUGGGAAGAGAUGACAUUGUCAAAUUAUUGGAAUCUGCUGAAACUUAUCCAACGAAUUUUUAACUGUGAAUUUACCAUAAACAAUGUUUUUUACAAUUCGAUUGCCUACCUCAAAAGCAGGUUUUUCAAACAACUUCAAUCCUAGACAAAAAACACACGGACGUUAUUUAUUAUCGCUGAACUUUCGGUCUAUCAAUUAUUUUUUCGCAUGUGCAGUCGUAUUUCCCGCUCCCCUAUUGCAAUGAUGUUGGGA
Messenger RNA from Dendronephthya gigantea, 4856 nucleotides. RefSeq lists its product as uncharacterized. Gene Ontology annotation, biological process: Rho protein signal transduction. Lineage: Eukaryota; Metazoa; Cnidaria; Anthozoa; Malacalcyonacea; Nephtheidae. Bases 2984 to 4666 code for a protein of 560 amino acids. The transcript is spliced from 13 exons. The record is from RefSeq and is a predicted model, not a curated record. Gene Ontology annotation, molecular function: death receptor activity; nerve growth factor binding; coreceptor activity. Gene Ontology annotation, cellular component: plasma membrane; cell surface.